CUCAAAAAAAAAAAAAAAAAAGCUCCUUACAUUACGACGUUGUUUUUCUUUUCUUCUAGAUGAAUCUACUUGCAGCACAUUUUAAUAGUUAGGUCCGAGAGGAGGUACCUUGCCCUUUUUUUUAAUUAAUUUCUAGGGAGACAUGCUGCAUAUAAAGAUUCCUGGAAUGUUGAAAUUCCAAUAAAUGCAUUUUACUUGGCUGAACUACCUUGUAUCAAGAGUCCCAUGUGCUAUUAUUAGGUGCGGAAGGUAAGACCUUCCCUGUCAAAAAGUGCCUUGUUUCAAGCACAAAAUCAGAGGUCAUACAUUACAAGGAACCUCCUCUAGUCAGCUAGCUCCCUCUGCUUGAUAUAAUUAUGAAAGGGUUUUAUAUAUUUUCAAUGCUUUUGAGGUACAACUACUGGUUUAAGUAAAGAAGAGAGCAACGAUGAAAACAAACUCCCAAAUCUGCACAUAAGUUUUGAUAUAGAAGGGGAAAAAAGGAGGAGAUGAAGAAAGAAUUCAGGUGAUGGGAGAUAACCAGAGAAUUCAUCCAGCAGUAGAUGUGGAAGCGCCACCACUAACAGCACCAUUGAUGUUGUGAGGUUUGGUAGCAUCUGGAAAGGGCAGUUCGAGUCUGAGUCAGCAGUAACCUCCACCGUCAUUACGUACCAUUCCAGCAGUUAUGCAGGCAAGUAAGUUAUCACAAACCUCAAGCUGUUGCUGUUGCAAGUGCAUAUGUUGGACAGUAGGUCUCCUUGUCCUUCUACUAGGGAUUGUCGGAGCCACCGCGGGCAUUCUUUACCUUGUCUUCAAACCAAAAAUCCCCAACUACUCCGUAGAUAGCUUGAGAAUAAGUGACCUGAGGCUCAACUUUGAUAUGACCUUAUAUGCUAAGUUCGAUAUGAAGAUCACAGCAAAUAACCCCAACAAGAAGAUUGUAAUUUACUACGAGAAAGGUGGGCUGCUGAGUGUAUGGUACACAAACACUAAGCUUUGUCAAGGUUCAAUACCAAAAUUCUACCAAGGUCACCAGAACAUGACAAAAUUGGAUGUGAGCUUAACAGGGAAAACACAGUAUGGAAGCACUUUAAUGAGGACAUUGCAAGAGCAACAACAAACAGGACGUAUUCCAUUGGAUCUUAAGAUUGAUGCACCUGUUUCUAUCAAACUUGGGAGGUUGAAGCUGAGGAAGAUGAGGAUCUUAGGGGAUUGCUUGCUGAUGGUGAAUAGCUUAUCUACCAACAAUCUGAUUAGCAUCAAGGCUAGUAAUUGCAAGUUUAGAUUAAAGCUUUGAAUUUCAAUGCAUGUAUUGCAUUAGAAUUUCUUUUUUCUUUCUAUUUUUUUCCCAUUUCCCCCCGCUUUCGGCACGCAUUUCUCAGUUGUGAUGAUGAUUUUUUCUAUAUUUACUUUUUUUUGUUU
Messenger RNA from Populus euphratica (Euphrates poplar), 1401 nucleotides. RefSeq lists its product as uncharacterized. Lineage: Eukaryota; Viridiplantae; Streptophyta; Magnoliopsida; Malpighiales; Salicaceae. Bases 665 to 1276 code for a protein of 203 amino acids. Gene Ontology annotation, cellular component: plasma membrane. The record is from RefSeq and is a predicted model, not a curated record. Gene Ontology annotation, biological process: defense response to other organism. The transcript has a single exon.